Molecule: messenger RNA, 744 nt
Organism: Eimeria mitis
Lineage: Eukaryota; Apicomplexa; Conoidasida; Eucoccidiorida; Eimeriidae
Product: SAG family member
Exons: 5
Coding region: 1-744 (247 amino acids)
Source: RefSeq, a predicted model, not a curated record
AUGGGUCCCAUCUUCAAGCGGGCAGCUGUUGCUUGCCUCGUGGCGCUCUCUGGGCUCGAGCCAGCGACGGCAGCGACACCUCCGCAGUUUACAGUCCAUGAUGCAGGCGAAGAUGCGUACCUAUCCGUCAACUUGGCCCGCGUCGGCCAGAUGUCUGUGCGGAUAAGUCAACUGACGAAGGACGACGAACUCAUUGAAAGCGUACGGGGAACAUUGGCAGGGACGGAUGGUGAACGGACAGUCACUACGUGCGCGGACACCAUCUCAGAACUCAAGAAGCAGAAAAGUUUUGUCGCACAAUUCACAAAGGAGGACGACAGGAACUAUCGCCAAUCGGUGCAGGAAGCCCUUACUACGGGACUUAAACUUAUGGAAUCGUACCCUACAACAGAUGACGAAUGGAAGGAGCUCUGGAAGAAACCCGACGGCGUCAACCUUGCAAGCCUUCUCUGGUCUAACAGCACCAACAUUGGCUGCGCCGUUGGAAUAUGCACUGAAGGCACACAGGGUGACCGAACUACAACGAAGACAGCAUAUCUUUUUUGUCAGAUGGACCCUGCAGCGGAGGAGAACAAGGCUCCCUUUGACAAGGAGUAUUACGAAGCGCUCACUGCACGGAAAACUUUACUGACAGCAAUGACUGAGGAAGACCUCAAAACCCCUUCCAACGGCGCUGCACCCGUUGCCGUGCCCUCCCUUGUUCUAGCUGGCUUAACUGCCAUCGUGGCACUUGCCUCUGCAUAG